GCCUGAAAUGAUAGAUGCUGCAAGAAACAAAGCGCGGGUGAAACUCUGCUAUGUAAUGAUUGGACUCACAGUUAUUGCCUGCUUUGUGGUGAUAGCAUCAGCCAAAAAGGCUACAGAACGGCAUGAAUCCUUAACAAGCUGGAACCUGGCCAAGAAAGCUAAAUGGCGCGAGGAAGCUGCAGCGGCCGCACAGGCUAAAGCUAAAUGAUACUCUAAGUGACCAGGUGUUCGUGUGAACACCAUCAUAUUAUCAGCCACAGUAAAAUAUACGUAAAACACUCUUUCAGGAUAUCUGCCAUGGUUUUCUUUUGGUAAUAAACACAACGUCUUUAUUUUUUGGUGAACUUUUAUUGAAGUAUAACAUCCAUUUAAGAAGUGUACAGAAAGUAUACCUGGAUAGAUUUCUGCACGGGGAAGACACCUGUGUAGCCACUACUCAGGGCAUGAUGUAGAUCAUCAGCUGAACGUCAGAAGUUAGUAUGUUCUCAUUACUUCCCAAAAGUAACCAUGGUUGUUUCAGUUCCAUAGAUUAAUUUUGUCUGUUUAUGGACUUUACAUAAAUGGACUCAUGGUAUGCACUUUUAUUGACCCUUAACAUUAUGUUGUGAGAGCCAUCCACAAAUAGUGUCUAUACAUUUUUGUUGUUGAACAAUACUUCGCUGUAUAAAUAUGCCAGUUUACCUGCACAUCUGGAGUUUGGGUUCCUGCAAACAAUGCUACCGAGCACUCUGCGCAUGUCAUAGAUACGAGGCUGAACCACACCACUAAGGGCCCUUUAGAUCAAAACCAAUGCUCAGCCUAAGUUCUACAGUGUUUGGCAACCGCACAGCCCCUUGGUUAUUUUUCUCAAUGCCUGCAAGUAGGUGAAACAGGUUUAAAAAAAGGUUGAAUAAGCCAAGCAUUCUGUGAAGCGUUCUGUGAAUUCCAGAACGUUACUAAAAUGAAAAAGUAUUAAAACAGUAAUUGUAAAAGCAGUUUUAAAAAAGGCAAAACUAUUAGAAAAAGCAAAAUGGUAAGUCUCAAUGGUCUUCAAACUUGAGUAAGUCCUAAAACAUUUUACAUUAUCCUGUUUUUAGCAUCUUUUAAUCAUAAAUGUCAAUGGGUAGCCUCACAAGUCCUUUUCUAAGAGAAGAUAUAGAACAUUGUAAACAUCUAACUAUAGAAAAAAUCCAGAGAGAGACAGAGACAGAGAGAGAGUAAAAGAUUGGUAAUUAUAAAAUUAAAGGCAAAAAUUUAAAAUAAGAUAGAGGAUCAAUAGAACUUAGGAAUUUAGGAAAUCAUUGAGGUUAAAAAAAAAGGCAGAAGAAAAUAAUAUUAGAUAUGAUGAAAAGGAUCAUAGCCCACAUUCAACAGUUUUUUUUAUUAUGGAGGGUGGUGGAGGAGAUAAUUGAGAUAUUAGGUACAAACUCCCCAUGGUAAAUGUGAUUAUUACGUAUUACAAACUUGUAGUAAUAAAAAUAAAAAUGGAAAAA
Chinchilla lanigera (long-tailed chinchilla) is the source of this 1472-nucleotide messenger RNA. RefSeq names its product family with sequence similarity 162, member B (gene Fam162b). The record is from RefSeq and is a predicted model, not a curated record. NCBI's taxonomy places the organism in Eukaryota, Metazoa, Chordata, Mammalia, Rodentia, Chinchillidae.